UCAGAAUCUGUGAAUGAGGUUUUUUGUCUUCAAUGACUCAUCAGAGAACUCUGGAAAAGUUUCUGGGCAGAACACUGCCAUCACCUCUGCCAAGGUCCCAAACAGCUGGAUGUCUUGUCACUGAGGUCUGAAGGUCUCUGGCAGAACAUAAGAUGGACUCAAGAGGAUCAUCAUGGGAUUACUCCACUCGGUUCCAGUGAUUAAGUAAAUUUACUUUCAAAAUGCACAUCUCUUUUCUCAGCAACAAAACUCUAUAAUGUGUUUUUCUCUGACUUUGGAUUGCACAACAGAUAUUAUAACUGAUUCCAGAUGUGGGGCGAAGAGCAAAGGAACACAUUCCAUGUGAAAUACAGUCAUGUUUGUUUGUUUCUUGCUCACCCAUGCUAGUUAAUGUGUAAUCUUGAAAUGCGCUCUUAUAGGCGCAGCAGUAGUGCUUUACGGCCAGUGCAUAUAUUGUCAAGAUCUGCGAGAGGGUACAGAGUCUAAAAACGUUCAGCAAGGUCCUUAGCUCACUUCUCGUAGGUUUCUCAGAAGGAUCAGAAAUGGCCAAAGGAACUGGCAUAUCCAAGGCUGUGGCUGUCGGCAUUGGGGUCAUCACAGUUUCUUCUGUUGGUGGUUUAGUGUUGAUGGCUGUGAUGUUCCAAAUGGAAAUAUUGAAAACCCCUCCACUGGAACCACCUAAUUCAACUAAACGUCCGGAUAUUCCAACAGAUCCUCCAUCUAACAUCAGACUUUUUGACUAUUUGAUUCCUGAGAGCUACAAAGUCUUCCUCCAAACGUACCUUUACGGAGCGAUACCCAACAACUACACAGAACAAUCCUUCUUUUUCAAGGGGAACUCAACUGUAAGAUUAAAGAGUAUGAAAGAAUCUAAAGCCAUCUAUCUUCAUGUUCACAACCUAAAUGUGACGAAUGUGGAAGUGAGAAAAUCUGAUUCCAAUGAGAAAUUAUCAGUGAAAGGAUAUAAAAUUCAUAACAGUGAAAGUAAUUUUCUUGAGAUCCAACUCCAGGAUAAAUUAUCUGGAAAUGGGAUCUACUAUGAUCUUUUCACCACCUUUGAAGGGGAGCUUUUUGAAGACUUGUCUGGAUUGUACGCAAGCCGGUACACAGAGCCGAGUGAAGAUGAGGACGAGGAGGGUGAAGAAAGAUUCCUCGCCACCAGCCUGUUGCAGCCCACAGAUGCGAGGAAAGUAUUUCCGUGCUUUGAUGAGCCAGCUCUGAAGGCCGUGUUUGAAAUUACUAUUAUCCACAGACCUGGAACUAAAGCCCUGUCCAAUGGAAUAGGAGAUGUGGAUGUGAUAAAAAUAGAUGGAGAAGAUUGGGUUGUGACUACAUUUCAUCCGACCCCCAUCAUGUCAACUUAUCUAUUGGCUUUCACUAUAUGUGAUUUUGACUAUAAAUCGGUACCUCACGUGUCAAACAUGCAUAUACAUGCUCGGAAGGAGGCUAUUAAAGCUGGCCAUGCUGACUAUGCAGUAGAAAUAACACAGAAGAUUCUGACUCAUUAUGAGGAAAAAUUUGAAUUGAAAUACCCACUGAACAAACUAGAUCAGAUUGCCCUGCCAGAUUUUGGUGUCGGAGCAAUGGAAAACUGGGGUUUAAUUUCAUAUCAGGAGUCAGGUUUGCUGUAUGACAAAGAUACGGGAUCAACCUUUGAUAAGGAACGGGUGGCCACUCUGAUCGCUCAUGAGUUGGCACAUCAGUGGUUUGGAAACCUUGUGACCAUGAGCUGGUGGAAUGACCUGUGGCUGAAUGAAGCAUUUGCAACAUAUAUGUCAUACAGUGGGGUGGAAGCUGUUGGCUGGGACUUGAAAGAUCUAAUUGUUCUCAGAGAAACCCAGACCGCCUUUCAUGUGGAUUCCUUGAACUCUUCUCAUCCUCUCAGCUUGCAUGAAAAUGAUGUUCAAACUUUUUCUGAGAUCAUAGAACUUUUUGAUGACAUCACAUACAGCAAGGGUGCUGCUGUUUUGAGAAUGCUGUCCGCAUUCAUGUCCGAUGGAGCAUUUAUGAAAGGAAUCAGGACGUAUCUCCUCAACUUCCAGUACAAUAACACUGUGUACAAAGAUCUUUUGGAAUGCUUGAAAAAGGAGACAAAUCUAGAUGUGGAAGGCUUCAUGAGCACAUGGAUUAAGCAAGUGGGGUACCCAGUAAUCACCAUUAUUACCCAGAAGGGGGACACUUCUCAAGAACAGUUUUUACUAAAGCAAGAAGCGGGCCAUGAUAUUCCAUGGCAGGUUGAAAUCACAUACAUUAAUUCUGAUGAUAUUUUUAAUUUGAAAAAAGAUACACUGAGAGUAAAAGGUCCAGUUCAAAGGCCGCAUUUUCAACUUCUCAAAGAUCAAUGGCUUCUCGCCAACAUCAACUGCACUGGCUUUUACCGUGUGAACUACGAUGAAGAAAACUGGAAUAAACUUCUAAUGCAGCUCGAAAAUAAUUAUAAUGUCAUUCCAGUCAUCAACCGAGGGCAACUCAUUGAUGAUGCAUUUAAUCUUGCGAGGGCUCAUCGCCUCAACGUCACUAUUGCACUAAGUCUAACCAAGUACCUGAUAAAUGAUACGGCGUAUAUUCCAUGGGAGUCAGCACUGAAAAACCUGGAACAUUUUGUCCUUAUGUUUGAUCGCUCUGAGGUCUAUGGUCCGAUAACGAAAUACCUACGCAAGCAAGUCACAGGACUAUAUGAGUACUUUGAAGAGUACACAAAUAAUGGAACCAUUCCUGACAAACACACUGACCAGUAUAACCAGGUAAAUGCUAUUUCGGUAGCCUGCUCCAAUGGCCUUCCUCAGUGCAUAACAAUGGCUACAAGUCUAUUCAAAGAUUAUAAGAAUGGCACAAAUAUGAUUCAUCCGAAUUUGAGGAGAACAAUCUUUUGCAGUGCAAUAGCUGCCGGUGAUGAGGAUGAUUGGGAAUUUGUUUGGAACGAAUACCAAAGAGCUAAUGUUGCUGCAGAGAAAGACAAAUUAAGAUAUGCCCUAUCAUGUACAAAAGAAAUCUGGCUGCUAAACAGAUAUCUUGAAUACACUCUUGACCCUUCAAAGAUAAGAAAGAUGGAUAUGGUCUCUACCAUAAACUACAUUGCCAAAAAUGUCGCCGGCCAGCCUCUCGCCUGGGAUUUUGUUCGUGGCAAGUGGUCUUAUAUCACCCAAGAGUAUGGAGCGGGAAUCAUUUCCUUAGGCAGUCUACUAGAUGGCGUGACACAGAGAUUCUCCAGGGACGUUGAACUUGAAGAGCUGAAGCAGCUUCAGAGGGAGCAGGAUAAGGAUGACCAGGGGAUCGCAGCUCGAGCUUUGGAGCAGGUCAUUGAAAGGACAGAGGCUAAUAUUCAGUGGGUGAAAGAAAACAAGGAUAUUGUUAAGGAAUGGUUCAAUGGAGAGCUGUAGGAGUUUUUGUAGGCCUGCACAAUCAAAAACAGAUGUAAAGGCAUUCCACAAUGAAAGCAACACCCUCCUGUGGUUCUGAGAUGGUUUUCACUGGAGAAUUAUUCAAGCUUUAGAAGAGAAGAACAAAGAAUGUGCCAUUUUAAAAUGGCUACAUAACACAUUCCCUGUGUUAUGUUGAGUAGUUCAUGCCAGAUCUAUUGUGUUUAUUAGAGAAAAGGCCAAAAAUGAAUGUUUAGGACAGUUUAAUUUAUUGCCUUUAAAAUAAUUUAGUUGAUAUUACUGAGUAUUGUUUACAGUGAUGAAAUCACAUCUAAGCACAUGAACCAAAAACAUAAAGCACAAAGGACUAUUAUGUUAUUCUUUGUAUGUGUAUAGUUUAUUUUAAUUAAAAUACAUAUUAUGAAAGCUAGUAUUUUGAAAUAUUACGUUUUUAUAAAACCAGAGCUCUAAUUUUGUUCAUUACUGUGAUUGAUGAUAUUAAAAAAUAAUGACAAAGGUUGAUUCAUGAGACUUAAUAUUUUUAAAUAUGUAAAACAUGUAAAUCUCAAAUGAAGUCAAACAUGUAAAUCUUUAAAUAAAGUGCCUUUUUUUACA
Messenger RNA from Ctenopharyngodon idella (grass carp), 3974 nucleotides. RefSeq names its product alanyl (membrane) aminopeptidase-like b (gene anpeplb). Lineage: Eukaryota; Metazoa; Chordata; Actinopteri; Cypriniformes; Xenocyprididae. The record is from RefSeq and is a predicted model, not a curated record. The transcript has 20 exons. Gene Ontology annotation, cellular component: cytoplasm. Gene Ontology annotation, molecular function: zinc ion binding; metalloaminopeptidase activity; peptide binding. Bases 543 to 3380 code for a protein of 945 amino acids. Gene Ontology annotation, biological process: peptide catabolic process; proteolysis.